Phytophthora sojae is the source of this 1458-nucleotide messenger RNA. RefSeq lists its product as hypothetical. The transcript has 5 exons. Lineage: Eukaryota; Oomycota; Peronosporomycetes; Peronosporales; Peronosporaceae. Bases 1 to 1458 code for a protein of 485 amino acids. The record is from RefSeq and is a predicted model, not a curated record.
AUGGUGGUGGAAUGGGAAGUCAGCUCCUGGGCCGAUAACGAAGCUGUGCUAGCUGCCGUUGAGAUUGAAACCCGUUUGAAAGCCUCCUGCGAUGAGAACGAUACUGUCGCUCUGGCGUUCACAUCAGCAGCUAUCUCGGAUACUAUCGAUGCCUAUCUGGAGGGGGAAGUAAAGGCCAACGAUGCCGUGGCGACUGCGAGACGUGGACAACACGGAUGUGGUAUCUGCUUGAGAAAUGCAUCCACUGCAACUACACCACACUCUUCGUUUGGCGAUAUGGAAGUCUUGGUGCCAAGAGCGACUGGAAGCAUGACCUUAGCUUUGCUAUCCCAGUCAUCUUCUUGGCAGGGUGUUCUGCUAACGCCACGCAUAUCUGAUCGGAAGGGUGCUGCUCACAGUUUGCUGUUCGAAAGUCGCAGCUUCACGGGCGGACCGUCCCUGCAGCCCUCACUUCGCAAACGUCGGGCAGAAAAUGGUGAAAACUACCUCAGGGUUGCUGCUGCUCGCGCUCUCAGCUACGAGUUGCUAUGCAUACGCAGACUCGUCAAGCUGCAGCGGUUCCGGUCAUGGCCCGCCCGCCAUCAGCAUUGGCACCGUCGUCUCCGUUUCCAGUGGCCAAGACCAAGACAACGCGACUUCUUCUUCUUCGUUCGAGUAUGCAGACGACCCUCGGAUCACGAGGAGCCCAUUGAUGUGAUGCUGGUGGCGAACUCCUCCGUCUCCAGUUCGUGGCUCGAUAGUGUUGUUAGCUAUACCGCCGCUGCAGAGAGCAGAGUUCUGUACCAGGCAGCGAGCUGGACCCUGCUCGACGAAGGAACGCAGAGCGGCAAGUUUGCGUCGUACUGGGCGAGGUUCCAGGCUGUUAAUCGCACUAAGAAGCCGUCCGGACAAUUCUCGCCAAGUGCGGGGGAAAUGAUACUAUCGCUGUCGCGUUUACGUCGGCUGUGUCGAAGACUGCUGCCAGUUAGUUAUCUGAAGGGCGAUGUGGCAGUGAAUGGAGUCGUGGCCGCGCUGAAGUUGCACAUUAAAACCAGUUCGAUGGCGCCUGAAGCUUCGAACCGCAUGUUUGUUCGUCUGGUUAAUGGCAUUUGCCCUCGCGAUGAAUCUGCAACGGCAUUCUCGGGUCUGAACUCCACGAGUGCUCCUGUGAUCAGUCUCGUGAGAGGAGUUGCAUGUUCACCAGGUCCGGAUUCGCACCUUGGACCUCCUCCGCAACCCUCGAGCCAAGGCAACAGCUACGAGGCCGACUGGAAGCACAACCUCCGCGUUAUUAUCCCUGUUGUGAUCAUCAUCCUCGUUUUUGGGUGUGCUGGAUUUGUCUACGUUCGCCGGCAGAAGAACGGUAAAGCUUCUUCAGCUAACGAAGCGCCUGAAGAGGAAAACCCUGAGGAAGAUAAGGGGGAGAAGGAGGAUGCAAGUAGCCAACCAUAUGUGCUCGCCACGCAGCCAAUAGUUUAA